Molecule: messenger RNA, 3917 nt
Organism: Monodelphis domestica (gray short-tailed opossum)
Lineage: Eukaryota; Metazoa; Chordata; Mammalia; Didelphimorphia; Didelphidae
Gene: NEFM
Product: neurofilament medium chain
Biological process (GO): neurofilament bundle assembly
Cellular component (GO): intermediate filament; axon; cytoplasm
Molecular function (GO): structural constituent of cytoskeleton
Source: RefSeq, a predicted model, not a curated record
GGGGGAGGCGGGAAAUCGGGAGUGGAGAGUGAAAAGGACCAGAGAAGAAAAUAGGGGCUGGGGGUAAAAGAAAACACCGAGAGAUUUGGAGGAAGAGAAGAACCAAACGGGCAAGGGACAAAAAUAACGCAGAAAGGGCCGGGGCCGAGGAUCAGUGGAGGAGGGGGGAACUGAAAAGGUAGGAAAGGAGAAGAGAGAGAGUAGGGUUAGAAGUGGAAGGAACACUGAGGGGGGCAGGGCCCAGGCCGUGGUACUGUGGAAGAGGUGGGGGGUGGGGAAGACGAUCGGAGACUGUACAGUGGGCGGGGGAAGGGAGAGCAGCAGAGAGAGGAGGUGAAACCGGCAAAGCAAGCGAGUUCAGCCCAGGCAAGGGGCCAACGGCUCCCGGACUCUGGUCCCGCCCUCUUCCCCGCCCCCUGGGCCUCAGCCCCGCCCCCAGCGCCUUUGCGGCCCGGGCACGGGGCGUGCGUCGGUGGGGCGGCUCCCCGCCCUGCCCCGCGGGCGCCGUGGGCGCCUAUAUAAGGGGGCGCGAAGCGGCCGGCAGAUCGCUGAGCCGGCCUGUGCCUCCCUGAGCCGUCCACGAUGAGCUACGCGCUGGAGUCGCUAGGCGCUCCGGCCGCUUACCGGCGGGUCACUGAGACCCGCGCCAGCUACAGCAGCCGCAGCGGCGGUUCACCGUCCAGCGGCUUCCGCUCUCAGUCCUGGUCCCGCGGUUCAGCCGGAGGUGGCGGCAGUCUGAGCAGCUCGGCCAUGGCUGUGUCCUACAAGCGCGCCAUCCCCCGGAGCGCCUAUGGCGGCCUGGGGUCGGCCCUGCUCAGCUCGGCCGAAAGCAGUCUAGACUUCAGCCAGUCCUCGUCGCUGCUGAACGGCACGGCCGCGGGCCCCGACUUCAAGCUGGUACGCGCCAACGAGAAGGAGCAGCUGCAGGGCCUCAACGACCGCUUCGCCGGCUACAUAGAGAAGGUGCAUUCCCUGGAGCAGCAGAACCAAGAGAUCGAAGCCGAGAUCCAAGCUCUGCGCCAGAAGCAGGCGUCCCACGCGCAGCUCGGGGACGUCUAUGAGCAGGAGCUGCGCGAGCUGCGAGCCGGCCUGGAGCAGGUGAACCACGAGAAGGCGCAGGUGCAGCUCGAGUCCGAGCAUCUGGAGGAGGACAUCCACCGCCUCAAGGAGCGCUUCGACGAGGAGGCGCGACUUCGCGACGACACGGAGGCUGCCGUGCGAGCGCUGCGCAAGGACAUCGAGGAGGCGGCGCUGGUCAGGGUGGAACUGGACAAGAAGGUGCAGUCGCUGCAGGACGAGGUGGCCUUCCUGCGCAGCAACCACGAGGAGGAGGUGGCCGACCUGCUGGCACAGAUCCAGGCGUCGCACAUCACGGUAGAGCGCAAGGACUACCUGAAGACAGACAUCACGUCGGCGCUCAAGGAGAUCCGCUCGCAGCUCGAGUGUCACUCGGACCAGAACAUGCACCAGGCCGAAGAGUGGUUCAAGUGCCGCUACGCCAAGCUCACAGAGGCCGCAGAGCAGAAUAAGGAGGCCAUCCGCUCCGCCAAGGAAGAGAUAGCCGAGUACCGGCGCCAGCUGCAGUCCAAGAGCAUCGAGUUGGAGUCAGUGCGCGGCACCAAGGAGUCCCUGGAGAGACAGCUCAGCGACAUCGAGGAGCGCCAUAAUCACGACUUGAGCAGCUACCAGGACACAAUUCACCAGUUGGAAAAUGAGCUUCGGGGAACAAAGUGGGAGAUGGCGCGUCACUUGCGGGAAUACCAGGAUCUCCUCAAUGUCAAGAUGGCCCUGGAUAUUGAGAUUGCAGCAUACAGAAAAUUGCUAGAAGGUGAAGAAACCAGAUUCAGUACAUUUUCUGGCAGCAUCACUGGCCCUCUCUACACACACAGACAGCCUUCGGUCACAAUAUCCAGUAAAAUACAGAAAACAAAAGUAGAGGCUCCCAAGCUGAAAGUGCAGCAUAAAUUUGUAGAGGAGAUCAUUGAAGAGACCAAGGUGGAGGAUGAGAAGUCAGAAAUGGAGGAUGCCUUGGCAGCAAUUGAGGCAGAACUGGCUUCUAGUGCCAUGAAAGAGGAAGAGGAAAAGGAGGAAGAAGAGGAGGCUGCUGGAGAGGAAGAAAUUGUAGCUACCCAAAAAGCUGCUGUGAAGGCUGCUGCCCCAGAAGCUGAGGAAGGUGAGGAAGAAGAGGGUGAAGGAGAAGAGGAGGAGGAAGAAGAAGAUGAGGGUGCUAAGUCAGACCAAGCAGAGGAAGGAGGAUCUGAAAAGGAAGGCUCCAGUGAGAAGGAUGAGGGUGAACAAGAAGAAGGAGAAACUGAAGCUGAAGGUGAAGAAUUAGAAGGGAAGGAGGAAAAAUCAGAAAUCAAGACAAAGGAAGAAAUCAUCAUCAAGGAGCUUGUGGUAGAAUCUACAUCAGUGAAAACUGAGAAAGCCAAGUCUCCUGCAGCCCUUUCCCCACCAGCUAAGUCACCCAUAGCUAAGUCUCCUGCAGCCCAGUCUCCCCCAGACAAGUCCCCCCCAGCCAAGUCCCCUGCAGCCCUGUCUCCCCCAGCUAAGUCCCCUACAACCAAGUCCCCUGCAGCCCUGUCUCCCCCAGCAAAAUCCCCCACAACAAAAUCCCCUGCAGCCCUAUCUCCCCCAGCAAAGUCCCCCACAACAAAAUCCCCAGUGGCUCUGUCCCCUACAGCCAAGUCUCCCAUGCCAAAGUCUCCCAUGCCAAAAUCACCAAUGCCAAAAUCUCCUGUGGAGGAAGUGAAAGCAAAAGUAGAUGAAGAUGAAAAGGAAGAAGUCACAGUGUCUGAGGGAGAGAAGGUCUCCAAAGAAGAGAAAAAGGAAGAAAGCCCAAAAGAGGUCCCUGAAAAGAAGAAAGCUGGCUCCCCUGUAAAGGAAACAGCUGCAGAGGAGGUAGACACUGUCUCCAAGUCCACUAAGGUUGGUGCUGAGAAAGAGGCUGAAGAGGAGGAGGGAGGGAGUGAGGAAGGAAGUGACCAGGGCUCAAAGGGGUCCAUGAAGGAAGACAUAGCAAUCAAUGGGGAGGUGGAGGGUAAAGAGGAGGAGGAGGAAGAACAGGAAACCAAAGAAAAAGGAAGUGGAAGAGAAGAGGAGAAAGGAGUGGUCACCAAUGGGCUUGACUUGAGCCCAGCAGAGGAAAAAAAAGAGGGGGGAGACAAGAGUGAAGAAAAAAUUGUGGUGACCAAAAAGAUAGAGAAAAUCACCAGUGAGGGUGGGGACGGGGCUACCAAAUAUAUUACCAAAUCUGUCACCGUGACCCAAAAGGUGGAAGAGCAUGAAGAAACAUUUGAGGAGAAACUAGUGUCCACAAAAAAGGUAGAGAAGGUGACCUCUCAUGCCAUAGUCAAAGAAGUCACCCAAAGUGAUUAAGAGAAUUAAGUCAGGUGCAAAAGGUUAAGCCAUAUGACAACUUCAAAAUGCAUGUGAUUGACGGCUUCAAAGCAGAACCGGUUCUCCCAUGAGGGCUCCAGACACUGUAUUUUACUUUGUGCAACAUAAGGGACCUGCAUGCAAGCUCAGGGUGUGCUCCCUUCACAGUCUUUGGGGGAUUAACAAUGCAUGAUAUGUAAUGUACCUAGGAAGUUUUUCUUUUUCCCAUUUCCUAAGCUGUUGGAAGGGGGGGACCCUCUGAGGGAUGUCUUGAGAUGUAUUAUGCAAAGAUUCAACUGAGCCAAAAAAUAUUACUAAUAAUAAUAAUGAUGAUACUGAUGAUAAUAGUAAUAAUAAUGAAACAGAACUCCUAGCCUUAAGAAAGCUAUUUAUGAAUAAUCAUGUUUACCUCACUGGUGCAAUUAAGAUGGGCUUUCAUUCAUGGGAGAACCUCUGACAUGCACAGUUUGCAACCUUUUGUGGAUUGAUGUAAAAUGUCCUAGCAGUUCUUGCUCAAUAAAGGUCAUAUUGGAAACAUG